UUUAAAUUAAUUUUCUUUUAUAAUGGGACUUUUGAAAAUAAUAAAAAAAACAAAGGAGAGAGAGAAAGAGAUGAGAUUGUUGAUUUUAGGAUUAGAUAAUGCAGGAAAGACUACAAUCUUAAAAAAAUUUAAUGGGGAAGACAUUUCCCAGAUUUCUCCAACAUUAGGCUUCAAUAUCAAAACUCUUAGUUAUAAUGGAUAUAAACUAAAUUGUUGGGGUAACAAAAUGAAAAUAAUUUUAGAUGUUGGUGGUUAAUAGACAAUUAGAUCAUAUUGGAAGAAUUAUUUUGAAUAAACAGAUGGUUUAAUAUGGGUAGUGGACUCAACAGACAAAGCUCGUUUAGAUGAUUGCAAAAAGGAAUUAUAAAAUUUAUUAAAGUAAGAAAAAUUGAUAGGAGCAACUCUAUUGAUAUUUUGUAAUAAAUAAGAUGUUCCAAAAUCAUUAAGUCUAUAAUAGAUAAGAGAGUAUUUGGAAUUGGAUUUAAUUCAAACAAGACAUUGGGGAAUAAUAGCAUGUUCAGCAGUUACAGGAGAUGGAUUACUAGAAGGAAUCGAUUGGAUAGUAACAGAUAUUUCAAGCAGAAUUUUCAUGAUGAGUUGAU
Messenger RNA from Paramecium sonneborni, 602 nucleotides. The record is from the annotation of a GenBank genome assembly. NCBI's taxonomy places the organism in Eukaryota, Ciliophora, Oligohymenophorea, Peniculida, Parameciidae.